Molecule: messenger RNA, 4026 nt
Organism: Callorhinchus milii (elephant shark)
Lineage: Eukaryota; Metazoa; Chordata; Chondrichthyes; Chimaeriformes; Callorhinchidae
Exons: 7
Coding region: 136-1125 (329 amino acids)
Source: RefSeq, a predicted model, not a curated record
AACCGUCACUAUGAGUGCAUUGCAUUAUAUGCUUGAGUCAUUCUUACACUGUGGAUUGCUUCAAACGGGGGACAUGCUGUGCUUGUGUGGUGAACAACUGAACAAUGUUUGUUGAUAGAUGUGGACCUGCUCAAGAUGCUGAAGUUUGAAAGUCGAUUGGUACAAGUGCGUCAGGCGUGUGUACCAGCUGAAUUUCCAGAAAACAAAGAGAAAAUGCUUGAAAUCCAAUCAUUUCAGAAAUUCCUCCAAAAGCUAAGGUUGCUGAGUGGGCUGGCAAAAGAAGCAGUUUUCUACAACCUCCGAGUUCCAGACCAGUUUCAGAAAUCCAAAGAGGAAAUCAAUGUGGUUGUUCUCACAGGACAAGGAGUGUUCUGUCUGGAUCUGAGGAAUUGGCGGGGUAAGGUAUCCAUGCAGGAUGACUUUUGGCUGCUAGAAUCACCAGAGAGCUCAGAAAUGAUCAAAAACACUUCAGUCAAACAAUUUGCUGAUCCCGUCCAGAGAAUUAAGACCAAAACAUCCAAUUUGUGGAAUCACCUGAUGAAAAAUGGUGUGUGUCUCCGCCAGACUGUCUUCUUUCCGCGAGUGGUCUUUCUGAAUCCCAGCUCUGAACUGGACCCAGAACUGCUACAGAUAAAUGAGGUCAUAGCUCCGUGCAAUGUGGAAUCCUUUCUUUGUUCUUUUAAAGAAGGCUACAUGAAAUGGAUCGCUGAUAUUAUCACACCGCAUUGGCUGUCUGGUCACUUAUCAUUUCGGCAUAUCUGUGAUUUGAAAGAGGUACUCGGCAGGAUUGGUACCUGGGAUCUUUUGGACCUGAAUGGUGGGCAGAGGUUGAUAGGCGACUACCUUGGCUGUCAACACAUAGCUUUGAAUCGAGAGGAGGCAGACGAACUUGAAUUUUCACACCACAGAAAUUUGUCUGCAGGAUACCUCUGGGCUCUGCUAGGCUUUUCACCCCAGGUGACUGUCAAGAUGUACAAGCGAGGGGGUCACGGCUGGUUAUGGAGGCCUGUUUGUAGCACAGUGGUUAUCCCGUACAACUCCCACGUCAAAUUCAGGGUCUGCGGAGAGGACACAGAUGCAAAGAUCCCAGCCAACAACAUCGACAGAAUCAUCCUGAGCAUAUGAAAUUGAUUUCGGUAUUAAACUGGCCAUGGCAGCUGUGCCACAUUAUUACAAUAAUGUGCAGCCAUUUUUCAUUGAUCAGUUAAUUUGUGUUCUUCAGCUAAUCGAAACACAAAUCUCAUUAGCCUUAGGUCAGCGGGCAUGAAAAAAGGGAAAAUUCAUUUUGAUAGCCUAGUUGGCUGCAAAAAUGCAAAGCAUUAAGGCGUUUGAGUGCACUAGGAGCUCCAGUUUAAAAAAAGUGUGUCGACACCCUGGUAAUUCAUAACUAGAGGACAACUUUUCAUUGUUAGUGCAAGUGUGGUCAGUCAGACGAGAUACGAGUUGAAGCUUUGGAUUAUAAAUGCAUGUCAGGUGCUUAAAUUUUAAACAAAAAAGUUUUAAUUAACACCACAGUUAGUUAAGGUUUUCAAAGAGAUCAUUUCCGUUCUGUUGAUUGUUCUCCGUUUACUUCUAAGCAGCCCACUGUUGAUCCUUAUUAAAAAUGAGAAGUGUAUUAUGUGCUGAAAAUAUAUUUUUUAAAAUGACUAGAAUUAAUCACCAUCCUUUUUCAAAAGAGCAAAAUGUGCCAUUUUUUUGUUUUUUCACCUGGAAAGUAUUAUGAAGUAAAAUUAGUUCCUUUUAGCAUUUUAAAUGAAAAUUUUACUCUGCGAAUGUUAGAAGUGAAAAGCUAAUAGGUACUGACUUUACGGUUUUGCAGUAUUUAGCCUGGGGGAGACUCGGGGAAGAUUUAACUGGGAAUUACAUCAGUAGAAACACUGUGACAACAACUCACAUUUGUACAGUGUCUUUCAUGUAAAAGAAUGUCUCGAAGCCCUUUCAAAUAUGGUGGUGUUCACCAAGAGGGGAAAUAAGAGAUUUAAAGAUGCUGAUCAAAGACUGUCAAAGAAGAUGUAUUUUUAAAGCAGGGUUUUAAACGCAGGGAGAGAGACAGCAAAGGUUUUAGUAGAAGGUUCCAAAGGAAAGCAGGAAAAUCAGAAUGUUUCCCGACACUGGCAGAAAAGAGAAGGUUAAUAUUCACUGGGCAGAGCUCCUGUGUACGUAAUGUCUAUUGUGUUUUUCUUUUUGCAACGCAGGGGAACAACGUGCCCUUGCAGCUAGUUUGUCUCUUACAAGGUUUCCACAGAAGAAAUUGGUAAUAUUAUUGCCCCAUGCUUAGCUGGAGUCUUGUCCGGUCCUUGGUAGGAUUCCAAUGUACAUUGCAGUUAAAUGCUGCCAGGGUGUUGAAGUUGUCAAAGGGGCACAAGAGAAACCAGCUUCCUCAUGGCCUGCUCUCUGACACCACCUAUGAUACAGAACAUUGUGCGGCAGCUCAGUAGUGAUGACAGUUUCCCCUCUUUCCUGAGGCUUGGCGAUUGCUUUUUACUAUUGGCAAUAGGAACACAAGAACAUAAGAAUUAGGAGCAGGAGUAGGCCAUUCGGCCCCUCUAGCCUGCCCCGCCAUUCAAUAAGAUCAUGGCUGAUCUAUUCUAACUCCACCUCCCUGCCUUAUCCCUAAUAGGAGCCAGCGGUAAUGUGGGUUCAUACAGACAGCUAACAGACAAAUGAAUGUUACAGCUUUCAAUCCUCACACUCUAGAAAUGUAAGGUAUUUGCAUUGAAACGUUUAUUAAGUAAUGUGCGGCAGUGAAUGAUCCAGUUAACCAUCACCAACUCACAUGUUGCAAUGCGGUCCCUCUGGCAUUACAACGUGUUAACAACCGAGUAUCAGACUUUCAAAUUUUGAACUUGACCUACCUUUCAAAUAUAACAUUAAAUAUUUAAUUGCAGAAAUGUAAUGUAAUAAUGGUAACCUUUUGUCAGGAGUGAAUGCAAUAAACCACUCCCGCACUUUGAUUAAAGGCCUUGAUCUUUAAUCAGCGCAGGAGCCAUAUAUUGCUUCAUUCAUUUCUCACAAACAGAAGUUAUCACUCCACUGAAAUAUAUGACUGAAAUGUUACUUUUAGAAAUGAAUGGAAAAUGUACAAAUCUGUACCUUUAGGCUUUCAAUCCUUCUGCAUCCGUUCUGACUUUAGUGCUUUUAUAUUUAUUCUGGAUUGUCCUCUCUUCCUCCAUGUUGAAAGGGGGUGGUGAGGGCUGAAAGACUUAUAGGAUACUUGCUUACAUGAUUGGCCAAAUGCUUGAAGAAUUCAUCUGCCAAAAAAUAAAGUUAAAUAAUGUUUAGUAUCAGUAAUGUUUUGCUAGAGCCCACACAUGUCUACAUGAUUGAUAUUAAAGAGCAUAACAUUUAGAUUCAGGGAAGUUUAUUCAGUCUAUCAAGUUUGUCCAAUAUCUGUCCUACCUCCCCAUCACCACAAUACAGAUCUAAGGGAGAUGAGUCGUCAUAGGUUAAAACUUCCAAGAAGAUUAAAGAUCUGUGAACAUCCUGUCUGACCAUUAAAGCUACAGGCGCAAAUAACUCUGGAAAGUUACAUGCCAGAGGUGACACAAUGCUGGUGCCGGGAACAUUGGAAGAAAGAAUGAGGUAUGUGAUACGACGACUGGUGAUACCACUAUGUAUGUGCUAAUUAUCAUAUCACAACCAAUAUUCUCUCCUCCAAUUCCCCCCCAAGUCAGGGAUUCUGAUUUGUGGUUUUAUCACUGAGGACAGAUUCCAGAUAGAACUACGGGAUCUUGGAAGAUAGUGGAAUUUAGAGAAGAAAGUCCUGUGUCGUGGUAUUUCUGAACAAAGUUCCCCACUGAAUGUAUAUCUAGUGAAUGUUAAUUAAUCAGAUUUGAUUCCUUUUCGAUUUUUGCCAUGGUCAAGGAUGCCUGUAUAUUGUUUUCUGUCAUUAACUUACUUUUAUCCAUAUUUAAAUCCAUAUGUGUCCUUCAGACCAUCCAAAUAUCUGAAUCCUACCGUCUCCCUUAAACAUCUGUUGUCAAAUAGCUUGUAAUUAUCAAUAAAUAUUGGAAUAUUAUUAGAAAA